Molecule: messenger RNA, 1063 nt
Organism: Protopterus annectens (West African lungfish)
Lineage: Eukaryota; Metazoa; Chordata; Ceratodontiformes; Protopteridae
Exons: 6
Coding region: 80-766 (228 amino acids)
Cellular component (GO): membrane
Source: RefSeq, a predicted model, not a curated record
UCUCUUGUCUUUGCAGGCUGGUGUACUUCCUAGGACUCUUAACUGAGCAUAUUCCUCUGUAUUUACAUUUCCUACAACAAUGGACCGCUAUAGAUAUUUUAUCUUCAAUCAGAAGAGCAUGGUUGUCCUUGGGAUCCUACAGAUUGCUUGUGCUGGAGUGUGCAUUGUCAGUGGAUUCAUAGACACUACCUUUAGGAAAGUGACUGUACUGAGGAAUACAAGAGCACCUAUCUGGGCUGGAGCGGUUAUGAGUAUUCCUGGAGCUCUAGCAUUAUUUUCUUCUCAGAAGAAGAAUUCAUAUCUUGUGAACUUCUUAAUUGCAUCAUCUGUAUUGUCCUGUUUCACCACAAUUAUUGUUGUUGUCUAUGCUAUCCUGACAUUGGGCUUUGGUGAAGAUGAUGAUGAUGUGUUCCAUUCUCCAUACUGGGUUAUGCCUCACGAACACCACUACAUCCUUGGCAAAAUGGUUGAAGGAGCCAACAUAGUAAUAUUACUUGCAUCCUUCUGCAGUCUCUCUCUUGAUUUGAUCAUUGCUUACAUUGGUUGCAGAAGUCUUCCAAACUGUACAUGCUACGACAGUGUCAAUGGAAUGGCAUCCUUGGUACCCACUGAAGAGCAACAUUCACAGUCCAUAGAAUUAGUGUCUACCUUCCAAGGUGAAGAUGAAAAAACUGUUAAUGCUCCAGUGCCAUUUGUGAACCAUGAAUUGUCUGGAGAAGAAGAAGAAAUAGCCAAGCCGCCACCUCCUUACAUCAGAUUUAUUUGAAGUAGAUGUGAUGAAACAUUUGUAAAGAUGUGCUAUACUGUUUUCAAUGUAUUUUAUCUUAAACUUAAUGGUUCCUGCAAAUGCUUGUCAUGUGAAGCCCCAUCAUGAGUUCAUUAAAAUUAUACACUUUGUUUUAAACUAAUGCACUGAAUAAACUAUUUUAAGAAAAUUGAGUUCAACUGUUGACAUUUUACACCACACUUAAAAUAAAUUGUGUUUUGUGCAACAGCAUUAAUGCUAACAAGUUAUGUAUUAAUAAAGGGCUGCUUCCAUUUAACCCCAGUUGGGGACUCUCAA